This is a messenger RNA of Capsaspora owczarzaki ATCC 30864, 1344 nucleotides long. Its product is annotated as phenylalanine hydroxylase. Gene Ontology annotation, biological process: aromatic amino acid metabolic process. The record is from RefSeq and is a predicted model, not a curated record. The transcript has 6 exons. Gene Ontology annotation, molecular function: oxidoreductase activity, acting on paired donors, with incorporation or reduction of molecular oxygen, reduced pteridine as one donor, and incorporation of one atom of oxygen; iron ion binding. Lineage: Eukaryota; Filasterea; Ministeriida; Capsasporidae. Bases 1 to 1344 code for a protein of 447 amino acids.
AUGACUGAUUCGGCUGUUUCUGCUGCAGCAGCGAGCCCUGCCACCAACUCACUCUUGAGAAUCAGAGACCAAGAUGCUCACAAAAGACCCGGUUCAGACCGCGCAACCACGAGUCUCACACUCAUCACACUCAUCACACUCAUCACACUCAUCACACUCAUCACACUCAUCACACUCAUACUGCUUGACUUCAUUUUUGAGCUGAAUCGCUGGGCUUGUUCCUACCGCCCCGAUGCAGCGCCCAAGGACACAUCCGUCCUCUUUGCCGUCGAGGAGAAGGUUGGCGCGCUCCAAGACAUUCUCGGAUUCUUCUCUACCAACAACAUUUCGCUCAAGCACAUCGAGUCACGCCCCUCGAAAAGCGAAGGCCAGUACGACUUUUUCGUCACGAUUGACGCCAAAUACGCCGACCAGCUCGCAGUCGUGCUCCCCCAGCUGAAGGGCAUUGUCAACAACUGCCAGCUGUUCAACAGCGAGCUGUCCGCAGCGAACGCCCCGUGGUUCCCGCGCAAGAUUAGCGACUUGGACAUGUACGCCAACACCAUCCUGUCGUACGGCGCCGAGCUCGAAUCAGACCAUCCUGGCUUCUCCGACCCCGUCUACCGCGAGCGCCGCGCCAUGCUUGCCGAUCUCGCGAUCAAGUACCGCCACGGCCAGAAGCUGCCGCACGUCAACUACACUCCCGAGGAGGUCGCCACCUGGGGCCGCGUGCUGACUGAGCUGACCAAGCUCUACCCGCAGUACGCCUGCAAGGAGCACUGCCGUGUCUUCCCGCUGCUGAUUGACAACUGCGGCUACCGCCCAGACAACGUUCCCCAGCUGGAGGUCGUCAGCAACUUCCUCAAGGACUGCACUGGCUUCCGGCUGCGCCCCGUGGCUGGUCUGCUGUCCUCGCGCGACUUCCUCAACGGCCUCGCAUUCCGCGUCUUCCACUCUACACAGUACAUUCGCCACCACACGGCACCUCUGUACACCCCCGAGCCCGACGUGUGCCACGAGCUCCUCGGCCACGUCCCGCUGUUCGCCGAUCCUUCCUUUGCCGAUUUCUCGCAGGAGAUUGGUCUUGCCUCCCUCGGCGCAUCCGACGAAGACAUUGAGAAGCUCGCCACUUGCUACUGGUUUACAAUCGAGUUUGGUCUUUGCCGACAAGACGGCAAGGUCAAGGCGUACGGUGCCGGUCUGCUCUCCUCGUUCGGCGAGCUCGAGUACUCUGUCAGCGACAAGCCCGAGCACCGCCCGUUCGAUCCCCCGAAGACUGCCGAGCAAAAGUACCCCAUCACCGAGUACCAGCCCGUUUACUUUGUUGCCGACAGCUUUGACGAUGCCAAGGAUAAGUUGCGGUGA